CAUCUCCCUACUCAUCUCUGAAAGUGAUUAGAAGUUUCCUUUCGUUCACAAUAUCACUUUAAGUUACACUGUUUCGUCUGCUAAUUUUACAUGAAACAAAUUUAUAAUAAAUCAUAAGUUAAGAUUUUUUUAUUAAUUAUUGUGGAAUGGCGCUAACUUUAGUGAGAAAAGCAGCCAAAUGCUUUCACCAUUCACAAUAUACAAAAGUACUGUCAACAAGAUUUUACAGUUUGUAUGAACCAGAUUAUCUAGAGCUGUUAAAACCAAAGAUACCAAUUUACACGGAUCUCCAUGUUCAAAUCAAAUCUUUUGCUUUUCCUGUGCUGGAAAGCUAUCAAGCAUAUAUAAAUACAAUUGCAGAACAUAUGGAUAUUGAUGUUGAAGACAGUUUUGCAGUUCCUCCUAAAAAAUUAAAGAUACAAAGAUUAAAACCGAAGAGCGAUGUGGUUGAUUCGGAGUAUUUACUCAAUGAGUAUGAAAGAAGUUUUCAUUUAUCAAAUGUUUCUGCUACAAAAUAUCCAAUUUUCCUAAGGAUUCUGCAAGCAACUUUACCUGAGGGAGUGAAACUACAUGUAGAGUUUUGGAAUCCUCUAAUUGAUCAAAAAAGAUAUGUGCCAGAUAAACAACUAUUGGAUUUGAAAUCAGAACUUGGUGAGCUUAAAGGAAAGUGAAGUGUUACCGCAAGUAUAUUUUUUAUGUUAUGUUGCAUUAUGAUUUUUGGAUCAUGUCUCUGAUUCAAUGCUAGGAACAGAAUAUCAAUAAAAUACUUUUAUUUGAGAA
This is a messenger RNA of Cephus cinctus (wheat stem sawfly), 780 nucleotides long. It is a transcript of the gene mRpL48, whose product is annotated as 39S ribosomal protein L48, mitochondrial. Bases 147 to 671 code for a protein of 174 amino acids. The transcript has 4 exons. Gene Ontology annotation, cellular component: mitochondrial ribosome. NCBI's taxonomy places the organism in Eukaryota, Metazoa, Arthropoda, Insecta, Hymenoptera, Cephidae. The record is from RefSeq and is a predicted model, not a curated record.